Molecule: messenger RNA, 1809 nt
Organism: Aspergillus pseudonomiae
Lineage: Eukaryota; Fungi; Ascomycota; Eurotiomycetes; Eurotiales; Aspergillaceae
Product: TBP-associated factor 8 family protein
Exons: 3
Coding region: 172-1218 (348 amino acids)
Biological process (GO): transcription initiation at RNA polymerase II promoter
Cellular component (GO): transcription factor TFIID complex
Molecular function (GO): protein heterodimerization activity
Source: RefSeq, a predicted model, not a curated record
UGAACAUCUAAUUUUACAAUUCUUUUGUUAUUUAUAGCUGAAUUGAAUGGAAUCUCAUGAGGGACUGGCUGUAACUGCCUCAGGCAUGAGUGCUACCACGUGACCGCCCAGCAGACUUGCUGUUUGUCUCCGUCACUUCGGCCCUUCUCCACGACAUCAACAUAACCCGCCAUGCUCGCCGCUGAGCCCAAGGUCAAACGUUCCUCCUCGUCGCUGCCGGAGCAGCUGAAUGCCCCUGAUGUCAAGCGCAUAAAGCGCCCGUAUCACCACCACCAUCGCUUGCAAACACCGGUUAAACCUGCGCUUCCGGAGCCCGCCAUCCCCGAUGACGCCUACGUCGACCACUUAAUGAACCGCUCCAUCGGGCAGACCCUACGAGAAACAGGAUUUGAUCUGGCCGAUCCAGCGGCGCUGGAGAGUUUCCGCAUUGCGACUGAAGAGUAUCUGCUGAAAUUCGCGUCAUAUGUGCGUCAGUCGAUGCUCUCGUCUCGUCGCUCCCAACCUGUCCCCCAUGAUUUCGAGCAUGCGUUGAAGAAACACCGUGUGCGCGUGGACGAUCUCCUGCCUCAUGUGAAAAAUCUACCGAAUGUCGAACCUGUUCCCUCGCUCCUGCAGAGCCCUCCGCCGGAAGAAGAUGACUGCUUUAAAACUUUACCGUCCCUGGGUCCGCAACUAAGUGGCGAAGAUGACCGUGCGAGAAGCGCAUACAUCCCGAAGCAUUUCCCCGAAUUCCCUAGUAAACACACCUACCGACAUACCCCCGUAUUCACGGAGCGCGAACAAGACCCGCGGAAGAUCCGGGAGCGGGCAACGGAGGAUGGCCGACAUGGGGAGGAGGCCUUGCGCAAGCUUGCACGCGCAGCGUUCAAGGAUAACCACCUUGGUUCGUCGGGUCGGGAUAAGAAGCCGUGGGGUCGGAGGACAGAGACGAUGGAUAGUAUGUUUGAGAAGACGAUUAAAGGUAUCGCGAAGAAGUUGCAGAAGAACACAACGACUCCAGGUGCUGCCGCCCCUAUGGAGAUUGACUCUGGUGCGGUCGACCCGGAUGUGAAGGCUCGGAACAAGGUGUCGUUGAGCAUAGAACUGCCGCCCAUCAUCAACUGCGAGAGAGACUUUUGGCGUCGGACGACGACUGGGAAUCGGAGACCCGAGGAGAGGCCGCCGGGCAAUAAAGAAGCUCCGGACAUCUCACGAGUGGAUAGCUGGGUGAGCACAUGAGCGAUGGGACCAGGACAAUAAAUCGGAAUGGCGUCGGGCGUUUGACUUUUGUUUUAUAGCCGUAUUCGAGAAGAUACCCAUGCAUCAGAAUUCAAUAUAAACAUUGAGCAGAUUAUAAGCAGCGAUCAGCCUGUCAACGAGAACCAGUAGAACGAGCGCCAAUCAACACCGUAGUUAUGCAUGUAAGAUAGACGGUCCUCCUUCAUUUGCUGUCCACGUUCGAGCUGCUUUCUGCAGCCUUGCGCUUGGCCUCUUCCUCCAAUCUGAUCGGCUCCCACGAUGUCGUCUCCACCGUCAACCCAUUGGCGUACCGUCUGAACAACCGCACGACCGGCUUGCAGACCACCACUCCGGGCGCAGGGAUCCCAUCCUGCGGCGGAUUACACGAGUACUGCACCAUCUCCAUGAGUUUGCAUUUUUCCAACUCGACGGGACCGCCCUUGCGACGUCGCUCUUGGAAGUUUUUGCGCACGAUGCUGACAUGGUCAGGGAGAGCUUCGGCGGAGAAGAUCGGGACGAGAGGGGCCAUUGUUGAAUUUCUUCGUAUUUAUAUGGCGACCCAGUAAAUUAAUUUAGUGGAUUGGAUUGAGG